AUGGGGAUUAUGUAUGGGCCAGUAACAUUGGGCUUCCAUAAAUCUAGGCCCUGGCCCCGGUUCCCAAACCGGUGCAAGGCCCAACUACUUCCUUCUCUUCUUCGAGAACACGCCAACGGCCAAGCUCAGAGCUCUUUUUUACUUGCGACCUCCAGUUUCUGCUUAAAGCUCAAUUUCUCCAGAAUAGUAGAGGAAGCUAUGGACAUACCGGUCCAGCACAAGAAGCUUGCACUUGAUAUUAAGGGAAAUAAAACAGAUAUAGUCAUCUGUGCGUAUGAUGACCAUUUUCUGGUUAUAGCUACUCAAAUAGGAAGUAUGGGUACAAUUCUGCAUGCCAGGAAGGAGGAAGGGGUGUUGAUCCAUCCAACCUUUAGUGUUUCUGUAUUACUGGGUAAACGUGAUGAGUCCAUGCUAGUUGCAUGUGCUCGGCAGAUUAUUGAACACAUAAGUAGCGCAGGUUCUUCUAGGUCUUUGGUCUUGUCUCUUGGUCUACGAGACCACUCUCUGCCCACCUUGAAAGGCAUUGUUUCGGCUGUGACUGAGAACUGCCUUUGGUGACCUUGACUGUCAAUUUUGGAUUCCUCAUAUUUUACGGACCUGUUGUAGCCACAAGAGAGAAACUUAAUUAUUAUCCCAGGCUGUGAAGUGCUUGUGCUUAUUCAUCAUUGAUGUAUUAUUGUUCUAUUAUAGCAAGACUUCUCUAGACUCUACAAGUUGUUAAGAGAAAUUAUUGAUAUGCAUUGGUUGAUAGAAAAUUGGGAACAAGUGUGUUUAUAUUGGCAUCCUCAUUGAAAGAAGGGGCUUUUCGGCUUUA
Messenger RNA from Nicotiana tabacum (common tobacco), 814 nucleotides. NCBI's taxonomy places the organism in Eukaryota, Viridiplantae, Streptophyta, Magnoliopsida, Solanales, Solanaceae. The record is from RefSeq and is a predicted model, not a curated record.